GGUCCGUUUCUAUCCUCUCUUGCUUCAUGAUCUGCAGCGCCACUAAAUGGGAAGCAACGACGGCUGCUUAAUCUUUCAUUGAGAGAAAAGGUGAAAGGCGAGACGAAAACGUUUAAAAAUUGCCUUCGCCUCCAGACAAAAUGAUCCACAGUCUGUUCCUAGUGAAUGCCUCAGGGGAUAUUUUCCUGGAGAAACACUGGAAAAGCGUGGUCAGCCGCUCAGUGUGCGAUUACUUCUUCGAGGCACAGGAACGCGCCACCGAACCUGAGAAUGUCCCUCCAGUGAUCCCCACACCACAUCACUACCUUAUCAGUGUGCUCAGGCAUCGCAUCUACUUUGUAGCGGUCAUCCAGAGUGAGGUGCCACCACUCUUUGUCAUCGAGUUUCUGCACAGAGUCGUCGACACGUUCCAGGAUUAUUUUGGAGUAUGUACAGAAGCGGCAAUCAAAGACAAUGUAGUAGUUGUCUAUGAACUGCUGGAGGAGAUGCUGGACAAUGGGUUCCCCCUGGCCACAGAGUCCAACAUCCUCAAAGAGCUCAUUAAGCCUCCCACAAUCCUUCGCACUAUGGUCAACACCAUCACAGGCAGCACCAAUGUGGGUGAACAGCUCCCCACAGGCCAGCUGUCAGUGGUACCAUGGCGACGCACCGGGGUCAAAUACACCAACAAUGAAGCCUACUUUGACGUGGUGGAGGAGAUUGAUGCUAUCAUUGAUAAAUCAGGAUCCACCAUUACAGCAGAAAUUCAGGGAGUUAUUGAUGCCUGUGUGAAACUGACAGGCAUGCCUGACCUCACUCUCUCUUUUAUGAAUCCUCGACUGCUGGAUGACGUCAGUUUCCACCCAUGUGUUCGGUUCAAACGCUGGGAAGCUGAGCGGAUCCUGUCUUUCAUCCCACCUGAUGGAAACUUCCGGUUGCUCUCAUAUCACGUCAGCUCUCAGAACCUGGUUGCUAUUCCAGUGUAUGUCAAGCACAACAUCACCUUUCGGGAGGGAAGCUCUCAGGGACGUUUUGAUCUGACCCUGGGCCCGAAACAGACCAUGGGCAAAGCUGUGGAGUCAGUCUUGGUCAGCAGCCAGCUGCCCCGUGGCGUCCUCAAUGCCAACCUGAACCCCUCCCAGGGAACGUACACUUUUGACCCAGUCACAAAGUUGUUGUCAUGGGAUGUUGGCAAGAUCAACCCACAGAAGCUUCCGAGUCUGAAAGGCACCAUGAGCCUGCAGGCCGGAGCCUCCAAACCGGAUGAGAACCCCACCAUCAAUAUCCAGUUCAAGAUCCAACAGAUGGCCAUCUCAGGGCUGAAGGUGAAUCGUCUGGACAUGUAUGGUGAAAAGUAUAAACCUUUCAAAGGAAUCAAGUACAUGACCAAGGCUGGCAAGUUCCAGGUCCGGACAUAAAGACUACUGCUCUGUGAACGCCGGACCAAACCACCACAAGACUGAGGGGGGGAUGUGAUGGGGGAAGGGGAGUAGGUAUAUUCCCUAUGUAUAUGCAUUUAUCUAUGAAGGUAUACCUACAUGAAUUGGAGGUUCCUUGUAGCAGCUAAGAGUGGACCAUUGCACAUAGAAGUGAAAUCUCUGUUGUCAACUGGUUAGAGCUCUGACUGAGUCUGAAGAGUUUGAACUAAGUGUCCUAAAACAUUUCCAUCUCUGUCCAAGUUGAACCCAGACCAAUUACAAAAUAUAUUUCUCCUCAUAUUGACUCUUCACAGCUGUUUCACAAAGAGUUCAAUCAAACCAGACCUGAGCAUUUCCAUGAGAACUUUGUACCAGUCUGUGUCAAUUCAGGCUCCAUUGAGUUUAAACAUUCAUUUCAAACUCUCAAAAACAACCUAUCAGUCACAAUCUAAUUCUGAUUCAUGUCCUUCACCUUUCCACACAAUAUUUAAUUUUCUAUGUCAUUUUUGUCUGGAGAGGUGUGUGUGGAUUGCUGGAUCAGACAGAUAUUACACCAACAGAGCUUCUCUGAUAAUAGUGACAUCAUGAGCUGUAUAGUUCUAUCAUCUUAAUGGACCUCUGCAAGGUAAAACAACAGCAUUGUCUGACUGGUAGCACAUUAAAGUCACCCCAACUAAAUAUGCUCCUAAAUGAUAUAGAAGAAGCUCCUACAGUGAAGGUCUGUGCUCCAAAGAAUGCACAUUGUUAACUGCAAGUGAACAUUUAUUGUUUCCUGUCCUUCUGUCCAGUUUUUCUGAUUCCUUUUCCAGCACUGUGUUUCAUGUACUUUCUGUUUGCUCUUCUGUUUUUCUCUUUUCUUGUGCUCUUCUUCUCUGCGUUGAAAUAAUGUGAUGAUUUUGUCUGCAACACUGGAGUCAGCACGCUGACAUGUGACAAAGUGACACUGGAGCCGUCCUCAAACAUGCACUUUUACAUCUGCUGGUACUAACUUUUCUUUUCUUGCACGUAAGAUGGAUGUAGAGAGACUGAAGCUGUUUGAGCUUUUUAUCACCAUGAAGGUAGGCUGAAAGAAAUUCAGGAACAUGUUUGCCUGUAUUGCUCAACUUUUAUUAUAAUUUAUUAAAGAAAAAGGAUAAUUUGCUAAAGUAAAUCCAUGUUCGUAAAAGCUUUAACCGAACCUUGUUCUUUAAUGUGAGAUUCUGAAAUAUUGAUGUUCAACACUGUGGUCAGAAUCAUCCAGAAAGGUUUUCUCAGGGCAUCGCAGCCCCCACAGUGAGAGAAACUUUCUAAUGUGCAUUUUUAGUAGCGAUUUGCAUACAUCAUGUAAACGUAAAAUGAUGAAUGUCGUCAUGGCAACUGAGCUGCUCUGGAUAAACCAGUACAAGAGAGAUAAAGUGAUACAUUCAUGCCUCCGGGUCUCUGCUGAAAUCAGCCCACAUCAUACUCUGCUCUUUAACAGUUGGCAUCAAGCUUCAUGGUUGCUAUAAGGAUAUUGAGGCGUAAACAGCUGAAAAUAAAACGAUUAUAUGAAACUAUGUAUUAAGGUGUAACGGCGAGGUACCUCAGAAGAAGUGUUGACGGUUUGCGUUUUGUGUUUACAACCUUUUUGUGUUUGUUAACAGCCUCCAAUGGAGUGUCACAAUGGUGAAAAAAAUAAAGAUUCAAUGUGUUAUAACUAA
Molecule: messenger RNA, 3076 nt
Organism: Amphiprion ocellaris (clown anemonefish)
Lineage: Eukaryota; Metazoa; Chordata; Actinopteri; Pomacentridae
Gene: ap3m2
Product: adaptor related protein complex 3 subunit mu 2
Exons: 9
Coding region: 141-1397 (418 amino acids)
Biological process (GO): endocytosis; intracellular protein transport
Cellular component (GO): clathrin adaptor complex; cytoplasmic vesicle
Source: RefSeq, a predicted model, not a curated record